Symbiodinium sp. CCMP2456 is the source of this 909-nucleotide messenger RNA. Lineage: Eukaryota; Dinophyceae; Suessiales; Symbiodiniaceae. The record is from the annotation of a GenBank genome assembly.
AUGGCCGCGUUCCUGGCGGCCGCUGCUUCGCCCAACGUCGCGCUGCAACUUCGGCCUUUGGUGCGCCGGCCUCUGCAAAGCACGGCCCUUGGCCGUGACAGCGAGCCUCAAAGGAGGCGAAGUGUGAGCUUCGGCGCAGCGCAGGGCCUCGGUGUCGGCGCAGCCGCUGGCUUCGCGGGCGCGUUCCUGGGGCCAGCUUUCAGCCGGCGGCGGCUGCUGGCCGCGCGGCGAGCCGGGGCAGACUUGGUGGACGGGGAGGAGGCUGAGUCAAGCCAGACCUUGGCCAUCGUCGGUCUCGGUAACGUGGGCGCUCAGUUCGAUGGGACUCGGCACAACAUCGGCUUUGCGGCCGUAGACGAAGUCGCAUCGAAGCUCCUAAGCUCUGACAGAUGGGCCCUCAGCGGCAGCAUUUGGCAGGAGGCGUUUUCAGGAACUGUGCUGCGCCUGAAGCGGACAGCUUCGAAGGGGACGGACUCCUACGAAGAAAUCCUAUUGUUUAAGCCCUCUUCCAUGAUGAACGGCUCGGGCCGGCCGGUGUCGGAACUGGUGUCGUCCCUUGGGUUGCCGGAAUCCGCACUGGUCGUGAUGUACGAUGACAUGGACUUGGAUGUGGGCCGGCUACGCCUGCGCAAGUCCGGCUCUGCCGGAGGCCAAAAUGGCGUGAAGUCCAUCCUAAACCAUGGCCUCCAGAAGUUCCUUCGAUUCCGGCUGGGUGUGUCGCGCCCGAAGACUGGUGGUCGCGAAGCGAUCGUUGGACACGUGCUUGGCAAGUUUCGGCACGAGGAGGUGGACCUGUCGAAGGAAGCCCUAGGUCGAGCAGCCGUGGCCGUCGAGGACCUGGCGGAUGGCGUUUCUUGGGACAAUGUCAUGAACAAGUUCAACCGUCCCGCGACCGCGACGGUGGCCUAG